Messenger RNA from Mollisia scopiformis, 1677 nucleotides. RefSeq lists its product as uncharacterized. The annotation marks the transcript as partial. The transcript has 7 exons. Gene Ontology annotation, molecular function: protein binding. The record is from RefSeq and is a predicted model, not a curated record. NCBI's taxonomy places the organism in Eukaryota, Fungi, Ascomycota, Leotiomycetes, Helotiales, Mollisiaceae.
CAGUUACCUUCUCUUUCGUGGCAGGCAGGCGAGUCGAAGCAACUAACAAUUGUCUCUAGACGAUGGUACCAUCAAAGCCAGAUAAAGAAUCAAGUUCUGUUCAUCGAUGGGGGCAUCGAGUCCUUUUCUGACCGAUCGAUCAUUCAAGAUGUAUGUUUCACUUUUGGGCGUUAUAACUAUAUCAUUGCCAUUGACAUGAAUAUGUCAUGGGACUGGGAAUCGAACAUUACUGAAGCCGUCAUCAACAAAACCUUAGACUCUCCAACAGGUAAUCCUCCGCCCAAUAUACAGAAUGCUGCUCUCUUCAGAGGGCCAUCUCAGGAUUUGCAAGUAUACUUGUACGGAGGUAUAACACCCUCAGUCAAUCAAUCAUUCCCGGACUUGCAAUACCCAACAACCAAUCAGUACACACUAUGGGGAUUCAACACCGAAACUCAUACAUGGACACAGUAUGACCUAUUCUCUGAAGUCCCCGAGCGACCUAGUCAAGGUGCAGCAGCAGAAGCGUCUGAUUUGGGACUUGAAUUCUAUAUGAACGGGAUGAUCACGCAGUGGUCCUCACCGAGUACAAGUUAUCUUGGAAACCAGUCAUUGUUCCUAAGUGGGAUGGUCAUCCUUGACCUCAACACGAAGACGGUACCUUCGCUGAUAUCUUCUCUGGCAACGAACAGAUCCACAGACAUUGUCACGAAUGGCUAUCCUAGGGUGAGAGGUGGAAUUAUUUAUGUCCCAGGCUUGGGUCCUCAAGGGGUCCUAGUUACCGUUGGAGGCGCAAUUCAAAGCUCUGGAAGUCUAGACUUAGGUAACUUCUUUUCUCUAGUUUCGAUGGAUCAAGCCAAUAUCUUUGACGUAUCAACAGCUCUGCCUACCUACAAUGGGAGCGAUAAUGGAUGGUACACUCAGACUAUCAUUGGUACCACACCGGAGCCAAGGGUCGACUUUUGUCUGGUCCUUGCUUCAGCACCUGACAAUUCCAGUCACAACAUAUUUAUGUACGUCGGGCUACUAAGCCUUCUGGGUUGGGAUCCUAGUCAACAGAACAAAUACUUCGAUGAAAUAUGGGUAUUAUCACUUCCAUCAUUCACUUGGAUAGCGAUCUACAAUGGAACAUCCCCUCGAUUUGGGCAUACUUGCCACGCCGUCGGAAAUCGCCAAAUGAUCACAAUCGGUAGUGUUGACAACGUCAAUGCAGCGGACUACUGCGACUGGGAAUUCAAAUCAGUUGCUAUUUAUGACAUGACGGAUGGAGGCGGAUCUCGGAAUGGUUGGGGAAGCGUAUUUUCACCAUACGACGCACCGUAUCAAGUGAACGAUGUGAUAUCUGCUGCUAUUGGAGGCAACCUGAAUGGAAAUGCGACAAAGCUGCUUCCAAACGGGGGUUGGAGCAGCACUUUGAUCGCCCAUCUAUUCACUGGGACGGACAACCAAACAGCUCCAGUGGGUCUUGGAGGAAUGUCUACAACUACAAGGAGCUCACAUAUUGACCAUACGCCCAUCAUAGCUGGGACCGUUGGGGGAGCAGUUGCCCUAUUUCUCGUCGCUUUCUUGGCACUUUUAUGGAAACGCUACCGUGCAGCAAUCCUCAAGAAGCGUCAGCAGGAAAAUCAACAAGAGCAAUUCUUGAAGACAGAGCUACCUAACGGGCGAGAUCUCUCAACUCGGUUCUCAAGCAGCUGA